Molecule: messenger RNA, 2898 nt
Organism: Pelagomonas calceolata
Lineage: Eukaryota; Pelagophyceae; Pelagomonadales; Pelagomonadaceae
Source: the annotation of a GenBank genome assembly
AUGAGAGCCAGCCUCCUCCCACUGCUGCUGGUGCGCGCCGCCGCCGAGCCGCCCGCGACGCUGACGUACCGAUCCGGGUCGACGCCGAAGAAGAUCCGUGGCGCGGCGACGCCGCGGUGGCACCAUGAAUACGGCGCGCCCGCGCGAACCUACGGCGCGGACGCGUUCGCUUGGGCCCGGAAUACUACUUGGAUGGACUACGGGCCAGGUAGUACUUGGCGACACUACCUGGCACGCGUCUACGGGAGCAGCACGGCAGAUUUGAACAUAGAGGACGUCGACGUCUUGCUUCCCGAUAAAGGCGCGCCGCGCCCGGCGCCACUGCCAGAAGGCAAAAGCUACGCCGCCUGUCCCAAGUCUGAUGACGAGCCUUUUGCGCGCCUGAACUGGCACGCCCCCUUGGAUUUGGGUUAUAUGAGACGCUUCACGGCCGCCGAUUUACCGAUGGGCCCCCACGCCAACAACACAUGGGCCGAGGUCUCGCACUGCGGGCACUCGGCCUUCGAAAGCAAGGGCGCCUACUUCUAUGGGCUCAAGGGGAGUGGUUUGUGGAUCCAUAUCGGUAAAAGCAUAGCCUUCGAGACGCACGAGGACGCUGCUCUGUACUUUCUGAAAAGGCCCUGUAGCAACGGCAACGCCAAGGACGAGGAGCUAGGCAUCGUCCAGUGCGACGCGGAACUGGGCGAGAUUGUGGUAGAAGCGAAGACGCAGGGCUGGGACUCCAUACAGUUCACGCGCCACUGCGACGCGUUCUGUUCUGGUAGAGGCGCCGCGCUGCGCGGCGAUAAGCGGAGCCAAUUGUGUAUAGCGGAGAUCGUGUUACUGGGAGUGGACGGUUCGGAAGCGUGCCCUCGGGGCGUCGAGUUUAGGCAGGGCGCCGACGCGUCGCAACCGUGCGUGUGUGAAGCGGGGCCUCUGAAAUCGCAGCGCGGACCUUGUGCGUCAUGUGCGCCGCCGCCGAAGAAACUUAGUGUGGACGUCUACCUCACCGGUGCGUUACGGGUACGCGAUCGUAAACAUUAUGAGGAAAUACGAACGAGUCUCAAAGGCGCGGGCGUCGCCAUCGUAACCACAGAACCAUACUGGGCGCUCGCCGAACUACUCGCAAAUCAAACGGGAGGGAAGGCCUGCGUCGUGGACCCGCUGGACGUGCCCCGUUCUUCCGGCUGGAUGAAUCAAUAUAGACAACUAGAUGUGGCUCUGAGAAACUUCCACUCAAAGGCUGACACCAUAAUCCAAGCGCGGACGGACGUGCAGGUCUGGCGGCGGGCGCUCGUCGUCCCUUAUGCGAAUCUCGUCGCCAAUGACAACGCCGUGCACGCGGCGUCGAACCUAGUAGUGCACGCGCGUGCACCCGUAUUCAGAGAAACCUUCAAGGACCUCUGGAGAGACGUCAAUGGGUUCUACAGUAAACCGCCUCCGCAAGAAUCUAGGAAAGGUAGGUCGUGCCCCGACGACUACUACGGCCUGCACAAUGAGGGCAAGGUCCGGUCGCAGAACCUGUACAAGCGCUACGCGCAGAAGACGGGCUGCGUCUGCGUCCGCCACGGCAUCUACUGGGGCAAGGGCAAGCACCGCAACGGCACGAACUGGAAGGCCUUCGCGCCCGAGGCCGAGCACAUCUUCUCGUACCACGUCCAGUUGCGGAAGAAAAAGGCAUGCGCGCCGUUGUGUUUGCGACCGAUCGCGAAGGACGGGACGUGUCCUCCCGUUGAUCGGGUCGAGGCGCGCUUCGAGGGUGGGGCGGACCGCAAAGAAAGGCGGGCGUACGCUUUUCAUGAGACGCUGGCGGCGACGUCGCCGCCGAGGCGCUGUAAGGUGGGCGACGCGCCGCGGCGUCUCCGGGCGUACGACCACUGGGAGCUCGACAAGGGCGAAGCUAUGAUGAGACUCGGGGGUCUCGCAGCGACGCUCGCGGGCCGCAACAAGCCGCCAUCCGAGUGGACGGUCCAACGCGGCGACGUCGAGGACUUGCGGUGGCUCGCGAACGGCACGGCGAAGGAGGUCUGGGCCGGCCGGGCUCCAGACGGCCGGAAAGUUAUUCUGAAGCGGCUCGUGCGCCAGCAUCGCGACGGGAGGGCGACGUCCCCUAGGUCGGACGAGGUGCACCGCGGCGAGCUCCUGGGAGAGCUAUAUUUUCUCGAGUGGCUGCGAGGCGCCCCAGGCGUUCCUACGUUGCUGGGGGCGUGGACGGAGGCUGGAGGACCAGUGUACGUCGUAAGCGAUGGCGGCGAGUCGUAUGCAACAAAGUUCCCACGGGAUGGCAGGUCCGGAUGGCUGGUCCGGACCGAGCCGAUAGACGGUCCGACUGCUUUUGCACUAGCCGCGUCAUUACUCGACUGCUUCCGGAGCUUCGCAGAAAUCGGCGGCUAUUUUCUGGAUGACCUCAGUCCGCACCAAUUCGCCGUCCGGGAUGAUACAAUCUCGCUGAUUGACGGACCUCGGCUUCUUUCGAACGCUCCCGUGGCCUCUUACCUCCUCGCCGAGCGUGUCGCGCACUCUAUGACCGGCUUCGACGACAGGGCCUGCGCCGACGACAAGGCCUGCCCGGCGACGCGCCACCACCACUCCUGCGUCGGCGGAAACACGCGGUUUGCUAACUUCGCUGGGUCGGCGGCCGUGCCGGUCGCGUGUCGCGACGGAUCAAUCGCCGCGCCAGAGGCGCGUGGAUGGUGUCAUAACGGAAGCUGCCUGCCGCUUACGUCGAAGGCCCACGUCUACGACGUGGGGUCGCGGCCCUGGGCCCUGCCCCGCCUCGCGAAUGCGACGACGUCGAACCGAGCGCGCAAAUUCUUGGGAAAUCUUAUCGAACGCAUGACGGCCGCGGACCCGGACGCGCGCCCCACUCUCACCGAGGCGCUCGACCUCCUCGCGGCGAAGCGGCCGCAUAUUACGUAA